Messenger RNA from Parnassius apollo (apollo), 975 nucleotides. The record is from the annotation of a GenBank genome assembly. NCBI's taxonomy places the organism in Eukaryota, Metazoa, Arthropoda, Insecta, Lepidoptera, Papilionidae.
UUGACCAUAAACAGUGUAAUAUUCUGUAAUCCACCAGGUACCUUGAGUGUCUUCUUUCCUCAACGAAUACUCAGCGGUAAGACAAACAUCGAUGAAUUCAUUGACAAAUUACUCCAAUCCGACAAAUUCGAUGAACUCGCCAACAAAAUCGCUGAGAAAGCAGUUGACAAAAUCAAAAAUUUGCAAUACUUCAACUUAAGUAACAAGAAAAAAGCGAAGGACAGUUUAAUAUCUCGUAUUUUUGAAGAGAAAAACGAUUCAAUUGAAGACGAUAUUGUAACAUCAAAACCUAAAGGUAACAUGAUAGCGUUAGUUACUCAUGAACCAUCACCUUUUGGUAAUUUAAGUUUAAAAUAUAAACAUUUUUUCAAAAAGAAAUCUUACGGAAGUGAAACUGAACAAAAAUAUUCUAAAGAAAUCAAAAACAAAGAAAAAACUGUAACGAAUAAGUCAAACAACAAGAAAGGAAUGAAAAAGAAGAAACUAAGGACAGUUGAAAAUAAAGAUAAUAAGGACGAAAAUAUGUCUUCCUCAAGUGAAUCACAAAGUUUGAAAAGGAAGAGUGUCGGUAAGAAUGCAACUAAAACUAAACCAGAAAGAGAUAAAAAAAUCAAUUCAGAUUCAACAGAAGGAGAUGAAGAUAAUAACAAUGGGAGCUCACGUGCAGUACCUAGUAAAAGCUCACAUGAGGUUCAUUACAAAAGUGUUAGAGGAAAUAACAGUACUUCAAUGCCUAUCAAUGCUUCCAAUGAUAAAAAUAUAACUGAAUCUUCAGAGGACACAAGAAAAACGGAUAUAUCAAGAAAUGAAACGGACGACAGAGCUUCGGUAAAAAAGACCGACGUAGCUUUAAAUGAAAAUAACACACAAUCAAAACGGACUCUUCGCACGGGAAAUAGUAGAAUAUACGUUCUAGAAUCUUCUUCAGAAUAUGACGGAUACCGAGAGGAUAUAUACGAUACUCUGCUCUUAUAA